Cutaneotrichosporon oleaginosum is the source of this 357-nucleotide messenger RNA. RefSeq lists its product as uncharacterized. The record is from RefSeq and is a predicted model, not a curated record. NCBI's taxonomy places the organism in Eukaryota, Fungi, Basidiomycota, Tremellomycetes, Trichosporonales, Trichosporonaceae.
UCGGGGCCAGACCGCGGGCGCAGGUUGGAGCACCAGCAGCGUGCAUAUGAGCUUCAGCUCAUUGGGGGACUGCAGGGCAUGGCGUGGUGGACCGUAUACGGCCUCGUCGGCGUCGGCCUGCUGCACCGCUUCAACCCGACGUUCCGGAAACAGACGUGGGCGAUCAAGGCGUUCCUUGUCACAUCGAGCAGCAUCUUCGGACUCGUGAUUGGCGCAGACGACUACCUCCUCAAGUACGAGUCAGCGCAGCGUGACGCGGAAAACGCGAUACGGCGGGAGGCGCGUAACGCCCUCGCGAGUAAGGGGAUCAUCGCGACCGAGACAGAGAUCCGUCGGUGGCGCGCGCAGCGGCAGGCG